Molecule: messenger RNA, 3158 nt
Organism: Ctenocephalides felis (cat flea)
Lineage: Eukaryota; Metazoa; Arthropoda; Insecta; Siphonaptera; Pulicidae
Exons: 3
Coding region: 93-3158 (1021 amino acids)
Source: RefSeq, a predicted model, not a curated record
GUGGCGCUAAUUUUAUAAACAAUUUUAUAUGUUAAUUUUAAUUGUUUUAAUCGUUUUAAAUAAAGUGAAACUACUAAUAAUUUGCUAAAAAUAUGUCGUUCAAUUCGAAAGAUGCAGGAAUUCCGAGUGAAAAAUGUAAGUUGAUUCAAAAGUAUUCCAAUAUACUUUCAAAUAGGAAUUUGGACGUAAAUUCUCCAAAGAUUAGAACUUAUAGCAGAGUCUCUAGGAGAAAUAUAUUGGAUACUGAUAUUUCGAAGACAAAUGGGAUUAAUACGAAUAGUACAGAAACAAAUGUACAAUCGAUACCUACAGUUAACAUUUUGGGAUUAUAUUUAUCAUCUACCAAAGCUCAAUCUUCAUCUAAACCUGAAGAUUUCAAUAACAAUAUUAAUCAACCAAUAUCUGAAAUUUCAACUCAUAAGUAUACCAAUAUAAUAGAUGAAUUUUCUGGGAAUUUUAAAGUCAAAGAAAGUCAAGCUGAGAUAUUAACUCGCAGAUGUAGUGCAGGAACUAAGAAUGCUUCUACUAAAAAUGAAUCAAACAAAGUUACCAGUCAAGGUGCCAAAAUGAUAAGAAAAUCCAAUGAUAAAUUAUGUGUAGAUUAUAAUGUAAAUGAAUUAUCUAAAUUUUCUACCAUUUCAACUACUGGAAAUGAACUGAAUGGAAAUGAUUUAUCAACUAAAGGUGAUAAAGCUGGUAUGAAUAUUCAAGCAACCCUUUCUACUUAUCGAAAUAGUCUUAUUGAAGAUAUGUCUAAAAGUAAAGAAACAACAGCAAAAAAUUAUCAAGAUCGAGAGUCUACUACUCAUGUAACAGAACUUCAAAACAGAGGUUCCAGUAAUAGUUCCAACCUCGUAAGUGUUUUCAAACUUAUUGAAGAUAAGAUUUUGUCUAAAAUUAAUGAGAUGAGUAACAACACAAUUAAAAAUGAGCAGAGUCUAACUAUCAAUACCUUCAAGACAGUAGAAUGUAGUAAACAAGGUACUAGUAAAAGUUCAAAGAAUUCAAAAGCAUCUCAUAAUGAUAAUUUAACUAAAUAUAAGUCUCCAUUUGUAAUGUCGAUUGAAGAAACAAAUAUUAUACCUGAAACUAGUCAAGCGGUCAAUAAAAUUGAAGCAGCAACUAAGAAUGCAUCCGAGGCUAAUAUAAAUCUCAAUCGGAUAAGUCAAACUUCUAACAGAAGCAUUAAUCUAAAUAUCGAUUCUGAUAAAAUUGAAUGUGAUAUCGAAGGGGUUAUGAAAGAUGCUUUGAAUAUGAAUAAAGAAAUGGUAGAAGAACCUGAAAAGAAACCAGCGAAAAACAGACGACUUGUGAAGUCCAAGCCAAACUCUAUAAAAACUGAACAGAAGAGUCUUUUAUCAAGCACGGAAUCAAACAAAUCUCUCUCUAUUAUCAAACAAUAUAAACCUAAGAAGCUAUCCAUAGCAUUAGACAAAACCAUGGUAGAUGCAAUGACGAAUACACAACAUGAAAUCAUCAAAAGCAAAACUUGCUCGAGCAAAAAACUGACUGCAAUCUGUAAUGCUCAUGAUAUUGAUACAGGUCUUGAGAAUGAUAUGAGGAUUGAAACAAAUUCCAAAGACAAAAACUAUUUGAACAGUAUUUUGUCAUCGGGUUGUAAGAGAAAGAAGAAUGUUUUAUGUACUCUUGAUAAUGCAAAGGAUAAAAUUAUCAAACAAAGCAUACACAACAUUGUGGAUUUAACAACUGAUGAAUAUGCUGUAAACCCGAUUGCUGAAUUUCGUUCUGAUUAUUCUGAUGAUUUGAUGGCAAGUGAUAAAGUAGAACAAAAUGUAUUUAUGGAUUUGUCAAUCGAUGAUACACCUGAACAAGAUAAUGAUAUAUCGAUCUAUGAUAGUGAUGAUUUAAUUAUAAAUGCAUCACAUCAGAUUCCAAAUGGCUCAUCAAAUGCUUGUGAAAUAUUUGACAUUGAUUCUACAGAUUCAGAACCUGAAAUGGUCAAUGAAGUAAAUUUAAAUAGCCCAAGUUACCAAGAACCAAUUAUUUCCAAUGAAGCAUCACCAAAAGGUGGAUCAAUGAGCACGAAUAUAAGUCUGGAUAAAAGUCGAACAAUUGAAUCGAAUUCUUACAAUAAAAUUGAAACUAUAAAUCUGAAUGGCGAUGAUCAUAUUGACUUUUGUACGGAAGCACAAAUAGAUUUGAUUAAUAAUAACAUAUAUAAUAUUGAUCCUAAGUAUGCAUCGAUCAUCAAACCAUGUUCGGUUGUAUUGGAAGAUUGUUUGGAACCUGUACACAUCGAACCUGAGAUUGAUAUAAAUAUAGAAACCACAGUACAUGCAUGUAUUCCCUGUAAUGAAACUUAUACGACCUUAAAAGAUUUAAAAAAACAUGUAUAUACAACGCACGUAAGUGACACAACCACUAAAUGUUUCAUUUGUGAUGUCGAAGUUACAAACAUGAACAAUAUGACCACGCAUAUAUUGACUCACAUGCUUACGGUUAUUUAUAUUUGUAAAAUUUGUAGCGCAGUGAAAGAAACUCAGGAAAGUUAUGAUGAACACAUGCUUACCCACCGCAAGAAAAAUUUUGUGUGUGAUGUAUGUGGUAAAACUUGUUCAACCCUAUAUACCCUGUCCAAACACAAAAUAGUACAUCAGCCAGAAAGAUACAAAUGCAAGGUAUGCAGCAAAAUAUUUGGUAACACACAGAGCCUCAAUCAACACAUGCUGAUUCACGGGGAAAGGAAAUUUGUCUGUGAAAUUUGUGAUGCUACAUUUUACAGAAGACAAGCUUUAAAUGUUCACGUGAAGAUGCACAGCACAGAACGUGCCUACAAAUGCAACUUUUGUUCUAAGACUUAUAUAACUAGAAGUAAUUUGGUAUCGCAUGCACGAGUUCACGAUAAAACAAAACAAAAGAAGUGUGAAUACUGUUCGAAAACAUUUCUUACAAAACAAGCUCGCCUACAGCAUUUGUAUAAGUAUGAAAAUGUCCAACUUCAUCAAUGUAAUUUGUGUAAGAAAGUUUAUGAAACUUUAAGUGAAUUGAAAACUCACGAGCAGAAGCACAAUGGAGAUUUGGAAACAUUCCAGUGUCGAAUAUGUGGAGAACUUUUCAGGUCGAAGGUGAAAUUGAGUCAUCAUAGAGAAGGCUGCAGGGAAAAAAAUGAUUCUAACUUGGUUGAUUUGUCCAUAUAA